Molecule: messenger RNA, 2080 nt
Organism: Leucoraja erinaceus (little skate)
Lineage: Eukaryota; Metazoa; Chordata; Chondrichthyes; Rajiformes; Rajidae
Gene: larp6a
Product: La ribonucleoprotein 6, translational regulator a
Exons: 3
Coding region: 1-1653 (550 amino acids)
Biological process (GO): RNA processing
Cellular component (GO): nucleus
Molecular function (GO): mRNA binding
Source: RefSeq, a predicted model, not a curated record
AUGUACAACCUGCAGGACGCGCUGCUGCGUUGGGCCGCCUUCCUGGCGCCCCCGGCACUCCGGGAAUCCCUGGCGCCCGCCCGGGACCACAGGCUCCGCCCGCCGGCUCGUAGGCCCGGCCUACCCCUACCCCCGGCCCCGCCCUGCGCUCCUCCUCCGGCCCAGGCUCGGCCUCGGGGCGGGGGCCCGUGCUCGCCGCUGACCAUGGAGGGGGGAACGCUCGGCGACACCGGGGCGACAGUGACGGCCGGGGAGGCCGCGCCGCUUGUCCGCAUCCAAGUGGCGGCGGCCGAGGAGGAGCCGGUGGCGCGGCCGGAGGGCGGCAGCGUGGGCAGCGGCACGGAUGAAGAGGCGGCUCCCGGGCCCGGGAUAAACAGCGGUACUGAAGAUGAUCUGGCGGCGGAGUGGGCGCCACCGGACAGUGAGCUGGUACAGAAACUUGUUGCCCAGAUUGAAUAUUAUCUGUCUGAUGACUACCUGGAAAACGAUGCAUUUCUACUAAAGCACGUGAGAAGAAAUAAGAUGGGCUAUGUCAGUGUUAAACUGCUGACUUCUUUCAAAAAGGUAAAACACCUCACUCGUGACUGGCAAACAACUGCCUUUGCUCUGAAGUACUCUGACCUUUUGGAACUAAAUGAUGAAGGGAAAAAAGUGAGACGGAAGACAGUCGUUCCAGUUUUCCCCAGUGAGCAUCUUCCAAGUCAGAUACUGCUGGUAUAUGAUAUGCUUCUGUGUCCAGAACUCCAGGUUUUAAAUGAUAAUCUAGAAUGUGACAAUGCUGGCUUGCAAGAAAGGAUAAUGGAGUACGUACUGAAGGCAUUUGGUGUGUUUGGUCCAGUUAUCUCGGUUCGUGUUAUAAAGCCAGGGAAGGAGCUCCCUGCAGAUGUGAAAAGACUGGGCAAUCGCUAUUCACAGUUGGGAACAAAGGACUGUGUAAUUGUAGAGUAUGAAAAUGUUGAAUCUGCAAUUAAGGCACAUAAAUCACUUGGAAAAAACGAUGAAAGGGGAAUGAAAGUGGUGCUAAUAGAGAUGAAACCACCAAAGAAGAAAGUUGUCAGAGAGAAGAACAAAGAAGCUGAAGAUGUUGGCAAGAAUGAGAUGAAAAGCAAAUCUAGCAAUAAGCGAGUGGAGGAGUUGCAGUAUAUAUGUGAAGAUUCCUCAGCAUGCAGCUCUUCUGAACCAGAGAGCAACCCUGCAUCUCCUAUGCUUGGCCGCAAACCCAAACCCAUUAAUCAACUGAGCCCCAACACCUAUAAAAACAAUCACCUGAGUCCUAACACUUCUCCCCGAGCUAGUCCAUGGAACAGUCCGCGUUCCAGCCCAUCGAUGCAACGGAAAGAUACGGCUGUGCACAAAUCUCCGCUCACUGCAGAUGCUAAGCUUGGAGCUCCUGCAAAUGCUGAGGUUGGAAGUAAGUGGACUGACUAUUCAUCGGACAGCAGCAACACACCGUCUGGCAGCCCCUGGGUACAGAGACGCAAGCAAGCUCAGGUGGUAUCACAUGAGAAUACUCCAGUUGGCAGCCCCAUGCUUUCUAGAAAGAUGCACAGUGCAGGCGGGCUGCCUGCAGGAGUAGUACGCAUGCCCAGAGGACCAGACGGCACUAAAGGAUUCCAAACAUCUGUAGAGAGGAGCAAGCCGCUUGUAAUCUGAGUCUUGUAACCUACCCUAGCUAUCCUCAGUAAUGCCAGAUUUGUACUUGGUAAAUUGAAAUUAUUUCAGUUAAACCAUAUGUAAUGUGAUUUAAACGUAUCCUAUGUUGAGUUGGUAUUUCAUGUAACUGUGCAGGAGUAAACUGCAUUUUUUUAUUUCCAUGUUUUUGGGUGAAAUAUCCUACCUUUUUAUUUUAAACUAUUGUUUACAAGUGGGCUGUAACCUAACCCAAGGCUAAUAUUUUUGUUAACCUGACAAUGCUAUGAAAGUGCAGCUGGUAAUUGGGGGAUGUGGGGAGAGACUUGGACUUAUUAGGUUGAGUAACGGUGCAGAAAGGGACACUGAGCUGGUAUUCAUACUUGAAUGAAAAGAUGGUGUAUAUUGUUGUGAUUUGAAUAAAUGCAGAUUAAACAUCCUUCUACUCCUG